GGAUUGCAACAUCGACCGUCCUGUUGCUACCACUCAGAUGUGAUCUCACCAACGUCUCAUUGCCUGAUCCAGCCGAGCAGCACUGACCUGAGAGAGUCUCUACACCUGUUGAUCUUCUAGAAGUAAGAAAAUAAAAUUUGGACUCAUGGGGGAUCUGAGGCAGAAGAUGGGCGUCAUGUCACAGACAAUAUGCCCGGGAUCACGGGCUCAGUCUGACGAGGACUUGAAGGCUCCAAAAAAAGAAGAGAAAAUGCAGAUGAAGAGAGAGAUCUCCCUCAUUAAUGGAAUCUGCCUCAUUGUUGGCAACAUGAUUGGCUCUGGGAUCUUUGUGUCACCAAAGGGUGUCCUCAUGCACAGUGGCUCUUACGGCCUAUCCUUAGUGAUUUGGGCUGUUGGAGGAAUCUUCUCAGUGUUUGGGGCUUUGUGCUACGCAGAGCUCGGAACCACUAUCACCAAAUCUGGAGCUAGCUAUGCCUACAUUCUUGAAUCAUUUGGAGGCUUCCUGGCUUUCAUUCGUCUUUGGACGUCCAUCCUGCUCAUUGAACCAGCUGGGCAGGCUGUGAUUUCACUGACCUUUGCCAACUAUCUGGUGGAGGCUUUCUACCCUACCUGCCAAGCGCCGUAUGACUCUGUCCGGCUUAUUGCUGCAGCCUGCCUCUGUAUGCUCAUCUUCAUCAACUGUGCCUAUGUGAAGUGGGGGACUCUGGUCCAGGACAUUUUAACUUAUGCCAAAAUCAUGGCACUUGUUCUCAUCAUCAUUGUAGGAAUCCUGAAAAUAUCUUCUGGAGAAACAAAGUCCUUUGAGAGCCCAUUUGAGGGCUCCUCCACAGAUCCAGGAGCAAUCGCUCUGGCCCUCUACUCAGCUCUGUUCUCCUACUCCGGCUGGGAUACACUCAACUUCGUCACUGAAGAGAUUAAGAACCCAGAGAGGAAUCUGCCACUGGCCAUUGCCAUUUCCAUGCCCAUAGUGACCAUCAUUUACUUGCUGACCAAUGUGGCGUACUAUGUGGUUCUGGACAUGACAUCUCUGCUGGCCAGUGAUGCUGUCGCUGUGACUUUUGGGAAUGCCGUCCUUGGGCCAUUUAAGUGGAUCAUUCCUAUUUCAGUGGCCAUGUCCUGCUAUGGAGGACUCAAUGCUUCUAUCAUUGCUGCCUCACGGUUGUUUUUUGUCGGGGCGAGAGAGGGCCACCUCCCCAACAGUCUGAGUCUGAUUCACCUGGAGCGCUACACACCCAUACCUGCACUGCUGUUCAAUGGGUUAAUGGGUCUGAUCUUCCUGUGUGUGGAGGACGUGUUCCAGCUCAUCAACUAUUUCAGCUUCAGCUACUGGCUCUAUGUGGGUCUGUCUGUGGCCGGCCUCAUCUACCUGCGUAUCACUGAGCCAAACAGACACAGGCCUGUGAAGCUGACUUUGGUCUUCCCCUUCAUCUACUGUCUGUGCAGCCUGUUCUUAGUCAUCGUCCCUCUGUACGGAGACACUAUCAAUUCUCUCAUAGGAAUCGGCAUUGCACUGACGGGGGUGCCGGUCUAUUAUGUGGCCAUUUACUUGCCUGAAGAGAGAAGACCCAAAUUCAUACGCAAGUUAAACGACUUUGCCACCAGAUCCAGCCAGAUGCUACUCUACUGCUGCCUGACUGAAUUUGACACCGAGACAGAAGCACAAGCAGGCGGUAAAACGCAGUGAGCUGCAGAUAAACGCCAUCCUUCGGGAGCCUGCUUUCUGCCAGAGGCCUCAGUCUUGUCCGUGUGGUGACGUUCAUGUUCCCGGAAAAACAGAAAAACAAGGCCUUUCAUGGACAGAGUGAAGAGGCGCAGGCUCACAAGAUUUGUGAGGAUUACUUCUGCCAGGUCAAGUUAUAAAAAGACCUGAUAUCUUAAAUGACUCGCCACAAAGGAGCAGGCUACUUAAGAAACUGUAAACUGUUGCUUUUCUCCUGAAAAAUUUGCUAUACUUUUCUACAGAAAGAAGACAUUUCUUCUAUGAGUAUUUAAUAAAACACUGGGAAAAAAACAUGUUUCUCAUU
Messenger RNA from Larimichthys crocea (large yellow croaker), 2024 nucleotides. Its product is annotated as Y+L amino acid transporter 2. The record is from RefSeq and is a predicted model, not a curated record. The transcript is spliced from 10 exons. Gene Ontology annotation, biological process: amino acid transmembrane transport. Lineage: Eukaryota; Metazoa; Chordata; Actinopteri; Sciaenidae. Bases 146 to 1684 code for a protein of 512 amino acids. Gene Ontology annotation, cellular component: membrane. Gene Ontology annotation, molecular function: L-amino acid transmembrane transporter activity.